CUGAACUCUCUGGCAUUCGAUUCAGUCAGUUAUCAAUCUCCGGCUAGUGCGAAAAGUACAAUCGAAAUGACCUCAGAAAGCAAGAUGGUUUUGCUCUUCCUUAUCGGAUGUCUAGUCAUGCAGACAAUCAACGCCCUGCCAUUCGAUAGAUUCAGCCGGGAGGAUGACGAACGGAACAACGAGAUCAGUGGCGAAUGGUUCAAGAAACCCAUCCUCAGGUUGGAUCGUCUUUUUGCCACCGAAGAAUCGCCGUCGGGAAGUCGUAAAGAAGUGAAAAGGCCCAGCAGAAGCGACAAGGGUGAAACGACGGAGAGCUCCAAGCACGCCCAUUCCAUGAUCACCUCCAUGCUGGGAUUCGUGAGCAGUGUCAUCAACUUUGGCAGGACCUUCAUAAGGGAUCAAUAGAAAAUAUCCUAGUCUAUCAGACAAAUAUCGAGAUUGCAUUUGCCACAUGCUGUAGGUUUAAAUAUUGUUAAAGUUUUAAAAUAAAGGAUUUGGCUUAAAACUGUUA
Molecule: messenger RNA, 511 nt
Organism: Drosophila simulans
Lineage: Eukaryota; Metazoa; Arthropoda; Insecta; Diptera; Drosophilidae
Exons: 2
Coding region: 67-405 (112 amino acids)
Source: RefSeq, a predicted model, not a curated record